AUGGUCAAACGAUGUUCCUGGGGCACGUGCGACUCCGACACGAGGCAUCCCGAAACAAUAAGCCACGGGGUUUACUUCUUCCCAUUCCCCAAACCCAGCCAAAACAUGGAGAAAUGCCUGCUGUGGAUUGAGCUGUGUGGCAGACCACACAGCCAACUCAACCCGUCACUUAUAAACAACAACACCUACAUUUGUUCCAAGAGAAAGCUGUCCUCAAAAAAUACUACUGUGUGGAAAAUGGUUAAAAAAUCUGUUCCAAGCCCAACAGCAGUGGAUGUAUCGGCUAAUUUCGAAUGGGGCUCGUACUUGGAGAAGGAAACCUCCGCCGCUGCUUCUGUUUCCUGUUUCAGACACGCUCCCCUGUGUCUCCACUGGGAUGACGUUGCCUUAGGGAUGAAAGUGGAGGUCCUGAACACCAACGCAGUCCUUCCCAGUGAAGUCUACUGGAUUGCUACAGUCAUCCAGAUUGCAGGAUAUAAAGCCCUGUUGAGAUACGAGGGCUUCGAGCACGACAGCAGCCGCGACUUCUGGUGCAGCCUCGUUUCAGGAGAGCUCAAACCAAUCGGCUGGUGCGCAACGAUGAUGAAACUGUUGGUGCCACCACAAGAUGUGCCGCGGAAAAUCCCAGACUGGAAGGAAUAUCUCUUGAAAAGGCUGAUUGGAGCCACCACUCUACCUGUUGACUUCGACAAGAUGUUUGUAAACGGCCUGAGGAGCUCGAUCAAAACAGGCAUGCACGUGGAGGUGGUGGAUCCCGUGCAUGUCAGCCACACCCGCUUGGCCGUCAUCAAGUCUGUUACUGCGGGUCGUCUGAGGCUGGCGUUCUCGGAGAAGAAAGACGACAGCGAGAACGCCCCCUCCGAGUUCUGGUGCCACGCCGGCAGCCCGCUUCUGCACCCGGUCGGCUGGUCCAGCAGAGUGGGACACCCCACAAAAACCCCUGGCCGCGUGGAAACUUACUACAACUUGAAGAAUAAAUUGGACCGUGCAUCAACCCUCUUCAAAAAGCCAAGGACCGUCUAUAUGGAGAAGAGCUUCUUUGAAGAGGGAAUGAAGCUGGAGGCCAUUGACCCCUUCAACCUGAGGAAUAUCUGUGUGGCCACUGUACACAAGGUGCUGUUAGACGGUUACCUGCUCCUGGGGAUCGACGGCUCUGCGAACAGCAGCUCAGACUGGUUUUGCUACCACGCCUCCUCUCACGCCAUCCUUCCUGUGAACUUCUGUAAAAAGAACGACAUCCCUCUCACCAUACCUCCAGGUUACGACCCUCAGACCUUCAGCUGGGGCAAAUACUUGAGCGACACAAACUCUAAAGCUGCACCACCAAGACUAAUGAACGCUGACUACCCGGGCCAUGGCUUCUACCCCAACAUGAAGCUGGAAGCAGCGAACCUGAUGGAGCCACGCCUGGUGUGUGUGGCCACCGUGAAGCGCUGCGUGGGCCGCCUGCUGCUCAUCCACUUCGACGGCUGGGAGAACGAGUACGACCAGUGGGUGGAAUACCAGUCCCCGGACAUCUACCCUGUGGGCUGGUGCGAGGUCACAGGCUACCAGCUCCAGCCUCCCCCUGGGCUCGUUAUUCGAUCUGAAAAACCGGUGGUACAGAAAAAGAAAACCAAGCCCGUCAUGUCUGGAAAAAAGAGAAAGAAAUACACAAGACAGAGGUUGCCUCAGGACCGAGCAGUAGGUCACACCGUUGAACAGACUGAACCCAAAGGCAGUGAAACUGUACAAGAUCCUCCACCUGACGUUCCUCUCAUCCAGGCUGAAAUUGACGAGGAAGAGAUUUCUUUAGUGCAGGUGAAAGGAGAGGAGAUGGAGCUGGAGGCCCCUCUUGAGCCCCUGAGCAACCUUCAGCAAGUCUCUGUCGUUGGACUCAAACGGGGAGAGGGAGGGCCGUCUCAAAAGUCAGGACUGCAUCAGGAGAGGAGCUGGGAGUAUGAACAGAUGAUACGAAGUAAGACUGCAGAAGACGGAGAGGGCAGAUCACUGGAAGACAACGCGACCGGCUGGAUCGGCACAGAGCAGAGUGGGAGUAAUAAAAUCAGACUAGACAAAGAGGCGACUGGCUGAGAAAAUGAAGCGACGGUGACGUGACUGAAGCAAUGGCACGCAGUCCCGAACAGAAGAAUUUGAAGGAAUGAUUUGAUAAGACUGCACUGACUCCAACAAAGGUAAAAAGCUGGCUGGGUUCAUUUUGAAACCUUAUUUAAAAUAUAUACCUGGGUUCAUAGAACCUCUGUUCUAUUUAAGCAUUAAUGGUUUACGUUUGUAAAUCUUAAUGUAUCGAAUUUGACAAGUUCCAGACUGUGGAGGAAACGCGUCCUCCUUAAACAGCUACACUGAAGCAUAAUUUAUUUGUCCUAAGGUUUUGAGACCAUUGAAAAUGUGACAAAAACCCGGCUAUGUUUCAAGUAUCAAGUCGCCACUGCAGCGGCAGGUGCAGCUGGUGAUCCUCAGGUCUCCAUCAGCAUGAGAGAGAGUCUGUUGCGGGGCCGCCACAGAGGAUCGUUGGAUCAAGUCAAGACUUCAAAAAUUGAGUCCAGUUUUUUCACGUUGUUAUCAGGAAAUUGAAAUAAGCAGAGAAUAAGUUCAUCCUGACAUUCAGGGAAGAUUCAUUCCGUUUUCACUGUAAGUGGAAUCCUGCUGCAGCGUCCGUACUGUCAUGAAGAAAUACCGGCAUCAGGGAGAUAACAGAUGUUUUCACGUGGGUCACAGCAGCGCGUCAGUUCGACUCACACCAUAAAUGUGACCGGCUAUUAAACCGUUUGCACUCCCCACAGAUAGACUCUGAAUCUGGUUCCCAAUACUGAAAAACAACAUUUAAUCCACUGGGAGGGGCAUCAUUGGGAUUAAGGAUCAAAUCUCUGUAUGAUCUUCAUGCAUAAGUGGACAAGUUGAUGUGGAAAAGGCAGAUUGUCACAAAAAGGAAAACCUACUUUUUUUAUAGAGAUGAUCCCAAAUGUCAAUAAACCCAGUAUUAAACCGAUCACCCUUUAAAGAUGUAUUUAAAUGUUGACAAGGUGUUUGCAUAUUGCUUGUAAGGACUGGUUAAGAUUGUUUUCAAAAUGCCUUGUGUCAUUCGAGUGUAACACGACUCUCUGCUCAUUGUUCUGAAAGUCUGGUUGAGUUGUGAAGACAUCAGCCAAAUGUUUGUUGUAAUGUUUUUAUUUUCUGCCUCGUGUCAUUUCCAGAUUUUCUUUGUCUCCUUUUGCAAAUGUGGAAUAAAUGGGGG
Messenger RNA from Salarias fasciatus (jewelled blenny), 3235 nucleotides. RefSeq names its product lethal(3)malignant brain tumor-like protein 2. The transcript has 15 exons. Lineage: Eukaryota; Metazoa; Chordata; Actinopteri; Blenniiformes; Blenniidae. Gene Ontology annotation, biological process: negative regulation of DNA-templated transcription. Gene Ontology annotation, molecular function: chromatin binding. Gene Ontology annotation, cellular component: nucleus. The coding region runs from base 1 to 2073 and encodes 690 amino acids. The record is from RefSeq and is a predicted model, not a curated record.